Messenger RNA from Mesorhabditis belari, 963 nucleotides. The record is from the annotation of a GenBank genome assembly. NCBI's taxonomy places the organism in Eukaryota, Metazoa, Nematoda, Chromadorea, Rhabditida, Rhabditidae.
AUGGCGACUGACGAAGCGGUGCAGGAGAAAAAUCUCGGCAACGAAGCCUACAAGAAAAAGGAUUUUUCAACAGCACAUAUUCACUACGAUAAAGCAAUCGAGUUGGAUCCGACGAAUAUCGCUUUUUACACGAAUAAAGCUGCGGCACUCUUUGAAGAGUCAAGAUUUGACGAAUGUAUUGAGUUAUGCAAAAAAGCCGUCGAUAUUGGAAGAGAUAAUCGAGCUGAUUAUCAAAUGAUCGCAAAAGCAAUGGCUAGAGCCGGGAAUGCGUAUUUGAAAAAGGAAGAGCUGAAAGAGGCGCUGCUUUGGUUUCAAAAAUCUCUUUCUGAACACAGGGAUCAGGAAUUAGUGAAAAAGGCGAAAACUCUUGAGGCGCAGAUAAAAGAAGCUGAAAAGCUGGCUUACCUAAAUCCAGAAAUGGCCGAAGAGGAGAAACAAAAGGGAAAUGAGUACUUCAAGAAAGGCGACUACCCAACAGCGAUGAAGCACUACAAUGAGGCGAUAAAGCGCCACCCUGACAACGCCGUUUUAUACUCGAAUCGAGCCGCUUGCUACACAAAGUUGAUGGACUUUCAACGAGCGCUCGAAGACUGCGAAAGUUGCAUUCGAAGAGACAAAAAAUUCAUCAAGGGCUACAUCAGAAAAGGCUCGUGUCUGCUAGCGAUGAAGGAGUUCACGAAAGCGCAAGAGGCCUACGAACAGGCGCUCUCCAUUGAUCCGGCGAAUGCUGAAGCGAUGCAAGGCUUGCGGCAAUCGAUCUCCAACUCUGAUGCCACUCCGGAACAGGUUCGCGAAAGAGCGCUGAAAGAUCCCGAAGUACAGGAGAUUCUCAGGGACCCGGGAAUGCGAAUGAUUUUAGAACAAAUGAGUCAAGACCCUGGCGCUGUGAGAGAGCACCUCGCCAACCCGGAGAUCGCGAAAAAGAUUUUGAAGCUGAAACAAGCGGGGAUCAUCCAGAUGCAU